Molecule: messenger RNA, 1324 nt
Organism: Elaeis guineensis (African oil palm)
Lineage: Eukaryota; Viridiplantae; Streptophyta; Magnoliopsida; Arecales; Arecaceae
Product: protein OS-9 homolog
Biological process (GO): endoplasmic reticulum unfolded protein response; retrograde protein transport, ER to cytosol; ERAD pathway
Cellular component (GO): endoplasmic reticulum lumen
Source: RefSeq, a predicted model, not a curated record
UCCUCAAGUCCCAAAAUCUCAAACUUCAUAAAAUAAGUCGGCAGGGCGUGCAGAUUUAGCCCGGACCCCAUACGGUUCUCUCUCUGUCCGCGAGGCCUCUGCUCCGCCUCCACCUCCGCCGUUGAUCGACUCUACCUACACCGCCACUGCUUCCGCCACCACCAUCGCCUGCACGCCAACCCGCGGCCCCGGCGCCCGGUCGACAAGAGAUCCCAAAAAAGCCGGAGGCCGGAAAUCCUCUUCUCCCUUCGAUGGGAACCGCGAGAUUCUGCGCCGGCUUCCUCUUCUUUCUUCUUCUCUUGCCCCACGAUCGCUUCCAUAACGCCGUUUCAGCCGAUGAGAUCUUCACAUCGACAUCCGGUGUAACAUUUGGACGGAGUUCUCGUGAACCAAAAUACAAGAUUGAAUUUCAUUCAACAGAGUCACCUUUUCAUCCUGAGAAUGACCUGGAGUCAGUGAUGAUGUCCAAUAAAGAGGGGCAAAGUUACAUGUGUUUCUUGCCUUUGGUUGAGGAAACAAAAACUGUGAGGUCCAUUUCCCCACAGAAUUCAAGUAAUAUCCUUUUAGAAAGUGACCGGAGGAUCAAGUUGAAGACACCAGAUGAGCUGAUUGAUGUGAUAAAAGACAAGUGCUUCUACAGACAUGAAGGUUGGUGGUCUUAUGAAUUUUGUUACCAGAAACAUUUGCGACAACUUCAUUUGGAAGAUGAUAAGAUUGUUCAAGAAUUUGUUUUGGGUGUGUUUGACCCUGAGGUAACAGCUACUUUCAACCAGAACCAGUCUGAUGUUUCCAUGGUAAAAGAUCCUCGCUCCAAAGAUGCCUCUCAAAGGUAUCAUGCUCAUCAAUAUACUAAUGGAACCAUUUGCGACCUUACAAAUCAACCUCGAGAGACUGAGGUUAGGUUUGUAUGCUCAGAGCCUGUGGUGAUAAUCAGUUCCAUCAAAGAGAUCUCUACUUGCAAGUAUGUUGUCACACUUCAAUGCCCGAUGCUUUGCAAGCACCCGAUGUUUCAACAAGAAAGGCCAACAUGGCACACCAUCCACUGCAAUGAGAUGCCCCGAGAUGUCAAAGACUCAUCGGUAGAAGACAGCCUUAAAGGCACGCAGAUUACAAUAAUCACUGAUGACACUGAACGAUAUGCAACUUGAUUUUAGGUCCCCCCAAACCCAAAAGACCAGAAAAUGACAUGUAAUAGAGGUCUCUAGUGAGUCUUAAAAAUAGUAGAUUCCUGACAGAACUGAGUGUGGCUUCUAUCCAAUUUGUAAUUUCAUGGACAUAUUUUAUUUUUUUGGUUAUAUGAAAUGAGAGUCUAUUGAUGGAUACC